Homarus americanus (American lobster) is the source of this 5320-nucleotide messenger RNA. RefSeq names its product cyclin-dependent kinase 12-like. Gene Ontology annotation, molecular function: cyclin-dependent protein serine/threonine kinase activity; cyclin binding; RNA polymerase II CTD heptapeptide repeat kinase activity. Gene Ontology annotation, biological process: protein phosphorylation; positive regulation of transcription elongation by RNA polymerase II; transcription elongation by RNA polymerase II. Gene Ontology annotation, cellular component: cyclin/CDK positive transcription elongation factor complex; nucleus. The record is from RefSeq and is a predicted model, not a curated record. The transcript is spliced from 12 exons. Bases 398 to 4561 code for a protein of 1387 amino acids. Lineage: Eukaryota; Metazoa; Arthropoda; Malacostraca; Decapoda; Nephropidae.
CGUGACGUCAUGUCGGCAGUUCUGGAUUUCUACAGAAUCUGGUUAAGGGGGGAUAUAAUUUUGUAUCGUAAAAAUUCACAUGAUAUAUGCUAAAUCUAAAUCUCAAUCACAAUUCUGAAGCAUCAUAAACAUCAAUAAAUUAAUAUAAGAUCACUAUAUUGGUAAGAAAUCCCGAAAUAAGGGAAGAUAACACCUUAGAAGGAGACCAAAGCGUCGGACGACGAUUGUCGUCGGUUAUCACCGUCGCCAUUGGUACGGAGAUUCUACUAUUAUUUCGCCACUAAGUUACUGUGUGGUAGAUAUGCAGCUGUAAGGUUGUGGUGGUGGUGCUGGAGGUGGGUUGUGGUGAAAUCAUGGGCUUGUGUUUGUGUGGCGCUCGGUGCCAGUGACCAAGGACAUGCCGAGCAUCCAUGAGACUAUUGAGUCUGAUGAGAGCUUCUCUUCUCUCUCUGAUGCCGACCAGGAAGAAGAUCAAAACCAUGACCAACAGCCAAGCCACAGCACUGCCACACACUCGCCAGCAGUGAGGAGGUCUAAGAGCCACCACUCGCAGGAACAGGAUAAGGCAGGACACCGUAAGGGAGCACCUCGGGGCUCCCCAACGGACCCUCAGCAGGUUCGGGAGCCUCGGGCUCUGGUUGAGUAUUCUGACGUAAGCUCAGAAGCAUUCUCGGAACCUGAGGCGGGUGAAAUCACAGAUAGUCCCAGCCAAAGCCCUGUCAUAAGCCCUCGUGUUAAUCGACAACGGCCUCGUUCACCAACACGCUCAUCAAGACUAAGCCCUCGCCCUAGUCCAGCAUCCUACAGUGCAAAUCUAAGUCGAAGUCCUUCUUACGUCCCACGCACACCUCCCCCAAGGCCUCCUCGAGAGCCUCUGCAUAGUGACGGAGAAGUUGAAGCGUCUCCUACUACUUCCCAUCACACUUCCCAUAGCUCCCGCCCACUUGUACCUUAUCCAGUGGUCAUGUCCCCUGAUCGCCGUUCCCUAGAAACCCGAGGAGAUUACUAUCGCUCUAGGGAACCAUACCACCAUUCACGCACUCCUUCAGAAUCUGACAGGGACCAUUCUCGAUCCCGAAAAAAGGAACACAAAAAGGACAAGAAGAGAAAAGAAAAGAAACGAAAGAGAUCUGAACGAUCACAUAGUCCAGUGUUACAUAAGAAAAAGAAAAAGAAAAGUAAGCACAAAUCCCGAAGUGGUAGUCCAGAAUUUGAUGAUGAAGGAGGGGUUGGGGAUGGUAGUGUUGUUAGUUCAGAUGAUGACAUUUCAGAAGCAAUUGUUAUUAAAAGUGUUCCAAGAAUUAUCCCUAGUCAUGAUCCAAGAUCAGCAGGUGCACCAUCUAGGGUACGAAAUCGUGGCGAGGAGCCCAGUCCUCUUAGUUCAAAUGAAGAGGAAAUAAUAGUAAGCCCUCAGCCACUUCCUGAAGUAAAUCAUACCCGUGGUAGUGAGCUUCGAAGAACACCACCUACUCAUGCAUCACAUCAUAGAUCUCGUGAACGAACCCCUACACAUAGAACACCACCCAGAUCACCCCACACGCCCAGCCCGCCUCGUCAUCGUAGUGCCCGACAUUCGACGCCACCACAGCCUCAGCCAUCAUCAACCAGUAAGAAUUAUGAUAGGUCAAGCCGGCCACAUCACAUAAGCCCACGCAGACCAUCUACGCCUCCACUACCAAGUCAGAGACGUGGAAACAUUACUCCACCAUCCAGAAACUCGCCAAGAAGGCCAGCUUCACAUCGUGCCCAUACCCCUCCACCUAUAUACAAUAGAAAGAGGUCUCGUUCUAGAAGCCCUAUUUCAUACAUUGAGAUUAGGGGUAGCCCAGAAACUCCACCUCAUACAAGUAGUAGGUAUUAUGCAACGGCCUCAGGCUCACGUAAGGAAGAAAAGAAGAAAAAGAAGAAAGACUAUCAUUCACAUGGCCGUAGGAGCAGAAGCAGAAGUCGAAGUGUCAGUAGAAGCCGCAGCAGGAGUAGGGGACAAACACCAAGUAGACGGAAACGUAGAAGUGGAAGCCGCAGUCCUACCCACAGACGAGAUCGUGUCCACAGACGAUCCCCAGCUCGACCCCGUCAUCCCUCACCUCGUCGUCCUCCUGCGGCAGCUGGUGGUCUAGCACAUGAUAACAAUAUGAGUUCAACAAGCUUAUUUGCAGAACUUGUUAAGAGUAGAAAGAACAGAGAACGUAUUAUGGCUUUAAUGACCAAGGAAGGGGAAAAGACUGAAAAGGGUAAGGAAAAUGUAGAACCUGAAGGAGGUGGGUCCACCUCAGGUCCUGACACCCCUACCCCUGGUCCCACUCCAGCUCCAUCUGCUAUUCCAAAUGGAGCAGCCAAAGUUGAAAAUAAUGCAGGAGCCACAGCUGACCAGGAAGAAACUUCUAACCAGUCUUGUCAAUCAGAUCAGCCAGCAAUUAAUACCUCACAAACUCCUGAGAUAGGUAAAAUUGACUUCAAGAAAGUUACAGUACCAACUAGCCUCACAAAACUACCAAUGCCACCAGGCAUCAAUUUGGAAGACAUUGAUUCUCCUACAUCUCCCAGUACACCUCCAGAGUCCAAGCCCACCAGGAAAAGUAUUAUCACAGAUCUUCCUAUGCCUCCAAUGAUAGCAGGAACGGAGGAACUUUCACCAGAUGAUGAUGCUCUGAGUACACCACCUCUCUCAAGAUCAGCCCCCCCCAAACCAAGACCAACAGCAGCAAGACCAAAAAUUUUAAAUGCAAAGCGGCAGGAUCGCACCUCUCUUGAAGACUGGAGUGAGCGUUGUGUUGAAGUGUUUGACAUAAUUGCACAGAUUGGAGAGGGAACAUAUGGGCAGGUGUAUAAAGCAAGAGCCAAAGAUAAGAAAAAUGAUGAAAUGGUUGCCCUCAAGAAGGUCCGUUUAGAAAAUGAGAAGGAAGGAUUUCCAAUCACAGCUGUCCGGGAAAUUAAAAUCUUGAAGCAACUUCAUCACAAAAAUAUUGUCAACCUCAAGGAGAUUGUCACAGACAAGCAGGAUGCUGUUGACUUUAGACAUGACAAAGGUUCAUUCUACUUGGUAUUUGAGUACAUGGACCAUGACCUGAUGGGGCUUCUUGAGUCUGGCAUGGUGGAGUUUUCUGAGCAACAUAAUGCUUCCAUUAUGCGGCAGCUCCUCAAUGGCCUUAAUUACUGUCAUAAAAAGAAUUUUCUUCAUAGAGAUAUUAAAUGCAGCAAUAUCCUCAUGAAUAACAAGGGUCAAAUCAAACUUGGUGAUUUUGGUCUUGCUAGAUUAUUUAGUUCAAACAAGGAGCGCCCAUAUACAAACAAGGUCAUCACAUUAUGGUAUCGCCCCCCUGAAUUGUUGCUAGGAGAAGAGCGAUAUGGGCCAGCCAUUGAUGUGUGGUCAUGUGGCUGUAUCCUUGGGGAACUCUUCCAAAAGCGUCCACUUUUUCAGGCCAGUACUGAAGCCAUGCAGUUAGAUGUAAUAUCUCGAGUGUGUGGGACACCAUCACCAGCUGAUUGGCCAGACAUAGUAAAAUUACCUGGCUGGGGAACAAUGAAGCCUAAAAAGACAUACCGAAGAAGGAUUAUGGAAGACUUCAAAGACAAAAUGCCUCAACCAGCCUUGGACCUUCUAGAUCAAAUGCUGAAGUUAGAUCCAUCCAAACGUAUCAGUGCAGAAAACGCUCUUAAUAGUGCCUGGCUGAAGAAUGUUGAUCCUGACCUAAUGGAACCACCACCAUUACCCAAGUAUCAGGAUUGCCAUGAGUUGUGGAGUAAGAGAAGGAGGCGCCAACUCAAGGAACAACAGGAGGCAGCAAUUGGUGUUGUGGGGCCCCAGUGUCCCCAAGGAAAACCAGUGGGACCUGUAGGUAGCUCACAAGGUUUUACUGGCCCUCACAAGGAUCAACGUCCAGUAUACAGAGGUGGACCUGAUGAAGGGAGCCUUGAUGGACGUCGCCAUGAGAGUAACAGUGGGGAAGGCUACAUAAGCAAUAGCCUGCCAGCUUCCCGGAGUAAUUCUCCAAGACCCUCCUCAUUACACUACCGAGGGCCAGGUUCACAUACACCCCCAGGUGCAGCAGCUGGGGACAGCCUUACUCCACCCCAGGUCACUCAUCGCUACAAUACUCCACCUGUAACUCAUGAUGACUCUCAUCCACUCUACCGCCCACUUUACCAUCUGGCACACUUAAUAAACACUCGACAGACUGUAGUUUUUGGUCAGUUAGCUGCUUUGACGAGUGAUCAGAUGGAUGUAGGUAUACGUCGAUUACUAGAAAGAUUGAAUGCAGCCGUACUUUUGGCAGCCACAGCUCGAGAGAGGCGGAUGCGUAGUGAUUCUGCGGUCAUAGAUGUGAGCGAAUUAACUGUAGAGCCUAAUGAGCCCAUUAUUACUCCAUCAGCUUUAUUUGGGGAAGGUGACAUUGGACUACUAUCAGAAGGUGUUCGAGAAGCUUUGUCACAGCUGUUUGGUCUCUUCAAUCUUACUGUAUCAGGGUUAGCUCCAGGUCCUGUUCAACCUACUAGAGGUCAAAUGAUUCCCCACAGUGACCAUACCCACCGCUACAACAACACUGGUCGUGUUACAUGACCAUUUUCGUCAACACCAUAGUAGGUUGCUUAAAACCUAAAAGGGUUGGCAGUUGUAGAUGGGAGUGAGUAUGGUGUGGGGUGCUCAGGUGUUCCUGCAGUCAGCCUUGUUCCUUAACUACCCCACCCUUACCCAGAUGUGUUGUGCCACUACCGUCAACACCACUCACAGCCUCAAAGAGUGGUAGAUUGUCUUCUGGAAUAGUGGUUUCUUUAAGCUGCUACCCUCUGUGGGCAUUCAGGAAGUAUGAUUGUGAAUUGCAUUACCAGUGAAUGAUUUAAGGUUACUGCAACAGUGUUCCAGUUGGACAAAAAGAAAAAAAUGGACAGCAGGUUAGUGGGUGGAUGACAAGGACUUCCCUGUUAUACCAGGAGUAAAUCGUCAAGCAUUCCAUGAAGCCUCCAUGUUUGAUAUUUGCUAAUAUAGAAUGACCAUGUUUGUUAACAGUUAAUGAGUGAGCUUAAGCUGUGUUGACCUUAGACAGUGUCUUGAGGACAUGACUGCUGUCCUGGAACAAAUGGUCUGGUGUCUGACGCAGUUGUCAGGCUGUUCAAUCUGUGAUGUGUAUUAUAAAUGUAAAUCUAAAUUAUGCAUCUCCUCCACUGCAGUUCUUUAGUAUUGACUUUAAUACAGAGAUCUGCAGGUUGUUACAACAAGUUCUGUAGAAUUACCGAGAUAAAAUUUUGUCUAUAGUCCAAUGUGUACCAUUGGUUUGUAAUGGUAACUUUUAUAUAAAUAAAAUAAAACAAAAAAACAAAA